UAUAUGCUAAUUAUCCCCCCCAACUCUGCUGGGUCUUUGAGAGCAUGUCCAGCUACCUCCCUCCCCUUUCACUUAACACCCCGCUGGAUCCCUCAUCUCCAAACAGAAGCAUAAUCCACCCCUAAAAUCCAAAUUUCCCUCUUUGCUGAAUAGUUGCAAUGCUUAUGGCCGGAGGUUUCCUCCUUGGCAUCUGAAGUCAAGCUCCUCUCACAGACAGCUUCCCCCUCUCUCUGCUAUUCGCAGGCCACUGUUUGGAGGAGGAGUGUGACUCCACUUAUCCAACCUUCCUGGGCCCCCUGUCUACAGGGCCCUACCUCCCCAGGAAGGGAAAUGCUGAUACAGGGAUGUAUGUCAGGCUGCAUCACAGGAGGAAGGAGGUGUAUGACUUGCUUCACUGGGGGGGUGUCAGGCCUUCACCUGGGGUCAAGUUCAUGCCCUCCUGGAUUUCCCCUUGCCCCUCUCCCCCCGUCUCCCUCCUUUGCCCACUGUGGAUCUCUCUUUACUUUCCCAACUCCACUCUGCAUCUGUGUGGGGAGGGAGCAUUUGAUAUUCAUAAUCUGGUUCAGAGAAGGUCCCGAAGCCCUGAGUCACUGUAUGGUUUCCAUGGAAACAGACUUGUUCAGAGGACUCGAUGUAGCAAGGCUUCGGUGGGGGAGAAAGGAAACAUAUAGUAAAAUCAGGCUCCACAAGUGUGGCGGAGUUGGAUCAACUCCCUUUGGUGGGGAAGAUGAGGGUGGGCAAAGCUCUGGCCUCCCUUAUAGGAGGGGCUGCCUCUCCUACCCACCGAGGUCCCCUCAUUGGGAGCUGCUCAGCUGCUCCUGUGGUGACAGGUUGCUGCUUCUCACAUGGACCUUCUGGCUAGGCACUAAGGCUUAUGGCUACCUGUCAAUGACUCAGUUUCCUCCUCCCUAACAUGGGGAAAAUAUGAACCCCUACCUGACAGGGGCAUUGUGAAGGUCAAAUGUGUUACCAUAUGGAACACACUUCAAAGAGCGGUGAAUAUUUAGUGUCACUAUUAUUAAGUCAGGGUAUUGGAAGAAAGUCCCCCAGCAUGUUCAUUUGGUGCCUUCCCCUAUGUCUCAGUAGGUGGUCCUGACAUCUAGCUGGGCUGGCCUGUCUCCUGCUUUUCAAAGAGCGUCCCCCUAGCAGCCCUGGUGCACCUCGCCCCUGGGAACCAGCCAUCCAUUUCUUCCUGCAGAAUGUGUGUUUCAGGAUGCCACUCCAGGCGUGACGUUAGAGGGCCUUGCUCUUCUUUAGACCCUACCUGCCUAGCAGCCUGGUGGAAACAAAUAUUCUAAGUCCACAUGGACAGGCAGCUUCCUGUCUCAGUCCCCUUGGAAUUGAUCCCCUUGGAAUUGGGACAGAAGGAGAGAGAAGAGGUCCAGGCAAAGAGAAGGGGUUGGGCCGGGCGGGCCAUCUUCCCUGAGCCUAUAGAGGCUGGUUCAUCUGGUUAGAAAAGCGUCUCUCUUGAUGAUUAGCCAGAAAGGAAUUGGGAACAAUCCAGAAAACUAAAGACUCUGCCCUGCUCCUCCCCCUAAACUUGAGCCUCUAUUGCCCUAGUGUUUCUGACAUGCACUUCAAAUCUGGAUGAACUUGGGGCUCUAGCCUGAGCACCAGCUGAUCUGUUGUCCCACGUGCAGGGGCAGGGUGAGGGGCCUACCCCAGUAGUGCCAGCCCCAGCCGCACUGGGGAGUGCAGCCUAGGCAGAUUAUGGUUGCCAGUGGUGGCUCAGCCUGAGUCCCCCUCACUAGCCUUUCUCUCUCAUUGCAUCCUCCUCCUCAUGUCAUACUCCCCUCCUGUACGGUGGGCUUCAGCUCCAAGUUACCUGAAGUCCCUCCUGUUGCAGCCAGCUGUCAGUGCUGCAAAGCAUUCCUGUUAUCUGUUGGCCCUUCCUUCUAUUUUACAGAUGGAAAAACCGAGAUUCCUGGGGUUUGCUUGUGUGACCAGAACCCAAGCUAGCUGUGGCCUCUCCCUGCUCCACACCAAUCCUGGGGAUGCUCUUCCUUCUUCCCCAGCUCUCCAGGCAGCCCCAGCUGCUGCCCAGCACAUCCCGCCUCCUCUAGCUCUCAGGUUUCUACCAAGGUUCUUCCCCCUAGGUCUCUCUGGACCCCUUUGCUGUUCUCAUUGGUGUUCACAACACCUUCCAAUUUAAUAUCCUCUGCAAAUUUCAUUAACGGACUGUUUACUCCUUCUCUCAGGAUCAUUAAUGAAGAUGUUAGAUAAGAUCUGACCCAGCUCAGGGGUCCUGGCAGCCCCGCCUCCACUACUAGACUUGCUGCCCUUUGGGCCCCUUCCCCUGGGCUUGUCUCCUCCACCAGGGACCCUUGGGACCUGCCCCCUCCUGCUAUUAGGCCUCAUGACAAGUGCUUAGGGCCAAGUCUGUUUGAAUUAAUUUUCUAAGAUUACUUGAGGCGCUGUAUCAAAUGCUUUGCUAAAAAUCAAGAUAUAUUACCCUGCCUGUGUUGCCUUCAUCUACCAGUCUUGUAAUUCUAUCAAGAAAGCUAUCAAGUUUGUCAGGCAUGAUUUGUUCUUUAUAAAUCCCCACAGUGCCACGUGGGGCACAGGGUUCCCGCGUUUUCUAAAUGUUUAGAGAUUCCUUCUUUCUGUUUGUGUCUUGAUCAGAGCGGGAAGGCUAUGGGCUGGGAAUUAUUGGGAAUGCUGGCAGUGAUGAAUUCUCAAGGAUGGAGAAGGCAUGGCUCCUUCUCUUUCCCAGAGUCUCUGCUGGUAUCAAUGCGUUGUUUAGGACCCACUGAGUCCCUGCAAUAUGCUGGGGGCCACACGCUGGGUACUGGGGAUAGGAGAGAGCUGGAGGGAGGGCCUGAGACUUCAGGGAUUCUGCAGGACAGAUGAAAACCACAGAUAGGUGAGCUGACAUUCUCAGUUACCAUUAAUUGAGAAAUUACUACGUACUAGUCACUAUGCUAAGAGAUUUAUGUGCACCAUCUCAUUUAAGCCCCUCCCUUGCCCUGAGAUGGGUGUGACCUCCCCUUACCUGAGUACUUGGGGCUGCCUGGGACCUAGGGUCUGGGUUUCAUCCCUUGUUAUGCUGAUCCUAACCUUUUAAGGUGUGCAGAAAGGGUCUAGAGAACUCAAUGGGGUGGUUCAGACAUUUUGGGAGGUCAGAGUGGGAAGGGAAGGUAAGCCUUCAGGGGGAGCUUUGGAGAAGUGAGGCCCUCACUUGCUUGUGCACCUCUUAGGUGACCCCCACAGCUUGCAUUCAGUUCUCUACUCUGUCAGUUUCGAGCUGUGUGAUCAAGUCUUUUAACCUCUCUAAGCCUUGGUCCCUCACCUGUGAAAAUGGAUACAGAUGUAGUCCUUACCCCGCAGGAUUGUGGGAGGAUCAAAUGAAGUGACGUGUGAAAGGUUCAUGCCACGGUGCUGGGCUCCCAGUGAGCAGCUGCUGUUACUUUUCACCGUGGAGGUCAAUGCUGGGUAGAGACACUUCACUGAUUGGCUCCAUGCCCCGUGGGUGGAGUGUGGCUCUUCCUUGGGCUUCUCUUCCAGGAGACAGAGGGGUGGCAGGGGGAGCUGUGCUGGCAUCCCGGCACAGGGGCAUCCUUGGCUCAAGCUGUGGGCUGGCAAUAAGCUCUGGGCAUAGGGAGCAGGGAGGCCUUAUUUGGGCCUUGAGCCCAAGCCCUCUGCCCUGUUCCAGACUAUUUCAGGCUAGGUGGUAAUGAAGACAUUCUCUGGUGUCGUCUUGGCUACAUAGGAUUUGGGCAUUCCUAGGAGCCGUGGUUGUAAAACCACUCAAAACAUCCACCUACUUGCCCACCCCAGACCAGAGCUCUGCAUGGGGAGCAGAGUGUAUUUUGGCUAUUGCCUAUCAGGUACUGCCGUCCCCGUCUACACUCAUUUAUGACAAUCUUUCUUACUGUCGUUCAGUGGACAGGGAGAACCCUGUGGAAAUUGGUGAGAUGGCACAGACCCAUUGAUAUGCCAGGGGAACCAGCAGGAAGGGCCAUAGGCAGUCCCUGUCUCCACCAGUGACACCCCAGGGGCUGGUCCUCAGAGGUGGUCAAUGGUAAUGGAUGAGUCAUUGUUGGUGUUGGAGGGUGAGGUCAAGGCUGGCAUCGGUGUGCCCUGGCUCCUGGUGGCCACCUAGUCAUGGCACUCCCUGCUCCUCUCCUCUAAUCCUGGCCGCACCCUGGACUAGCUGCACAUGCUAGACAGGUACCCCCACUUGCCCGAGUCACACUGCUCCUCAUUUGUGAGAGGUGGCAAUGGCACCUGCCCACGGCAAGUGUCCCCGAUGGGAGCCUGCUCUGUCAUCUCCUGCAGCCCCCCUCUGUCUUCUGUUGUAGCUUCAAGGCUCAGGUGAGUUCCAGGCUCCCAUCCAUUUCCCACUCCAGCUCUCAGCCCCAUGGGGCCAGCUGGGCCUCAUGUGCAGGUGGCCAAGACCAGAGGCUCUGGGAUCCAGGGACAGACAGCCUCCUCCCCCAGCCCAGCGGGCAGCAGUUGCCUGUGCUCUAGGCCUGUUGAUGUUUUCCCAUCCUUGAAGCAGGGAGGAUGGGCCGCAGUCCGGGUAUCCAGGAGGUGGGGCCUCUGUACUCUUCCCACUGUAGCUGUGGUUGCUGGGUGGGUAGUGGGGGGACAGGAAACCUGGGCUUUUCUGCCCAGUGUCGGGGCAGAAGAGUCCCGUCUUCCUGCAGGCCAGGCUGUGGUAGGACCAGCCUGAGACAGGGAACCAGGGCCUUCUGACUCAUCCCUCCCCUGAGAGGAGCCCGGCACACUGGGGCCUUGUGCUGUGGCCAGGAGGUCAGUCACUCUCCCCACAGCUGGGGAAAACUUUCCUCCUGGGUCAGCCUGGGAUGCUCCCCCACCCCCACCUGGCUGGGCCCAGGGCAGGACUGGGAGCUGCUCCUGUAACCCUGUGCCAGGUCUCUGCAGCUGGAACAGUGAGGGUCCCAGCCAGGGAAAGAGGCUGUUGCAUCUGUUUCAACUUUUAAACCAGGCCAGUGUGCUUUUUUAACUUUUUUAGUAUAGCCCCUAAAAGUCAUGCUCAUGGUUCUUAUUUAAUGAGCGCCUGCUCUGUGCUCAGUUCUGCGUUAAACCAUGGGAGUCCCUUGGCUUUGUAAAGUCCCAAGGGCUUUCACAGAUCCUUGAAAGAUUCUGUGAUCUCCCUUCUCAUUUCAUAUAUAAGGACAAAUUGAGGCCAGCAGAGGUUAAAUGCCUUCUUUAAGGUCUCAUAGCUACAAAGCAAAAGCAGCAGCAUUCAAAUGCCCUAUACAGGUGGGGGUCCAGACUGCCUUUCUGAAUGUCGGUGGGUAACUUCCCAAGGAGGCUCGAAGUACCCGUAUGUGUUACAUGUGGACAUGGGAGUGAUCUGCUAUGGAGAUUCGGGACCUCAUAAGAGGCAGACAGGCAGCUCUGGUGAUGGUGAAAAGUCAGUGGACCAGUCACUCUCUGGGUGCUUGCCUUGGAACCCAUGACUGUGAGAAUGUGUCCCCACUAGGGUGCCAAAGUAUGUAGUGGCUUUGCCUACAUACUGGGGGCCCAUAGAUGGGUUGCAGAGCCCAGGAACACUAGGGAUUGUACACAAACACCAUGUUUAUGUUGGUGCAUGGUUUGGGAAGAAGGUCCAAAGACCUUACAGUGUUUCAUGUUGAGGUGGGUACAACCCCAGAGAGAAGCACUGGUCCUGCCAAUCUCCCCUGACCUGACCCAGACCACAGAGGCUGAGUCCAGACCCCAUCAGAUCACCCCCCUGGAUGACAGGCUGGCUGAAUUGUAUGUUACCAUACCGCCCACAUUGAAGGAUGCUCUAGGAUCAAGCCCUGUGAAACUUGUCUUUGGGGACAUGGCUCACGGUGGUACACAUGCAGUCUCUGUAGGAGACCUCUCAGGAAAAAUCUUGCACUAGAUUCAGUGUCAGGAAUAACCAUACCACUCUUGAGCAAAUGCUUUAAUCUUUAUCUCAGGGGUCCUGUGAAAUGUGUAAAUGAAAUACUUUUUUCCCACUGGCUGCCAGGGAGUUCUGACCCAUAUGAGUAGUCUACAAAUGGCCUGACCCUUGUACACUGACUUAGCCUCUGGUUCUUUCAGAUUUUAUACUCCUGUUUUCCCCUUGCCUCAUUUUCAUCACCUCAUUUUCCUGAGGGGGAAAAAAACAACACCUUGUCGUUUAAUGUGUUUUAGCCUUAACGAAACAAACGUCUAUGGUGGCUGAGUACCGGCUACACCGGAGCCAGGGACUAAGCAUUUCCUCUCUGCAGUCUCCAUCCUAGAGGUCUAUUUGCCAGCUCCUCUCUGCCUUCCCAGUUCACUUGCCCCUUGCUCUAGUUCUUGGGACCACAGAGCCUUAGGGCUUCUCCAUCCUGGUUCACUCUGGGCAGAAAUAUGAUACUCAGGGUUUGUUUUUAUUAUUAUUUUUUUCUCUCUGAUUUUCUUCCUCCUCCUCCAUGAUUUCACAAAACUUUUUAGGGAGAAAAGGCUGGGAGAGGAGUCAUUUCUCUAGCUCAGGCCUUAGCUGCUUGUACAGCCUCAGGUCCCCUUUGAAGCCUGGCUCUUCUCUGCUCCUGCUCUGUCUCAGUAGUCCCCUGCUGACUUUUGUCCUUACUGGCCCACCUGAGCAGAGAGCCAUUCUGGUAGAAAAGCAAUGACUUCAACCCUGGAGCCUUGGAAAUGCAGGAGGCGGGGGUUGGCUGGCAGUGCCCUGGGGAGGGAUGGGAUGGGAGGCACUGUGCAGUGUGAGGGCUGAUGUUCAGAGCCCCACCCUGUCAUCAGUCACCUCUCUAGUGGUGGCUUCACUCUGUCCCAAAAGUUAAUAAACUCAAACUGAGUAAAAAAAUUCAGUGUAAGCUGUGUCUUCCUCCUACCUGGUCUCCUAAGCUCCCCUUCCUUCUGGGGCAGCUACGGUUACCAGUUCAGUGCAGAUUCUUGCAGUGGUUGGUUAUGCAUAUAUACAAAUAUGUACGUAUAUCCUCUUUAAAAAUCAGAAAUGGUGACAUACUAUUGCACACGUGUUUCCUGGCUCUGGUUUUUGGUUUUUUGGAGACAGGGUCUCUCUCUGUUGCUCAGAUGAGAGUACAGUGGCAUCAUCAUAGCUCAUAGCAGCCUCAAAUGAUCCUCUUGUCUCAGCCUCCCGUGUAGGUGGGGCUACAUAGGUGCCCCACCAUGCCUACCUAAUAUUUUAUUUUUUGUGAAGAUCGGGUCUUAUGUUGCCCAGACCGAUCUUGAAUGCUUAGCCUUCAUCAAUCCUCCUCUCUCAGCCUCCCAAAGUGCUAGGAUUACAGGUAUGAGUCACUGUGCCUGGCCCUUAGGUUUUUGUUUGUUUGUUGUUUUACUUAAUAAUAUAUAUUGGGUAGUUGUUCCAUGUCAGCAUAUGUGUAUCAGUGGAGCCUUCUCUGAUAGAGUCAGUUGAAAAGAAAAUCCCAGGGUAGUGGGGGAAUGCUAAUGAUGAAGGGGUUAAGCAUCCAGGGAAGGGAAGGGGUGCCCAUGUGUGGGCUACUGGAAGUCCAGGAAACUUCUCAAUUGCAUGUGUCAAAUCGUGGACACGAAUGGAAUUUUCUGGGAAGAGGAUUGCAGUUCCUAAGGGGUCUAUGGUCCAGAAAAGAUAAAGAGCUGCCAUUCUGGGUUUCAUGGGAUUUCUUCAAAGCAGGAGGUGGGGGCCUAACUUAGCAGAGGGCAGAGCCCGUGGGUUUGGGGCCCUCUGGGACAGCCAUAGCUCAGGCUAAGUUGAGGUCAGUGAUGCCCAGCCCUAGUAUCUUCUUAGAGGAUGCUUGGGCUUUUUCUACUCCCAGUGGAGGGUCCCCCUGUCUGCCAUGAAGCGAGGGUGGCCCCAGCUGACCCUGAGUGGAAUACAGGGCCUUUCUGGAUUUGGAAAACCCCAGCCGUCAGACCUUCGAGGCCCUCCAGUCACUUAAUCUAUGGGAUAACUGAGGCACAGAGAGGCUGAGGGUGAGUCCAAGGGCCACCCAGCUAGGGAAAGGCAGGAGCUGUGGGCUGUUCAUCUGUGACAUUCAGUUCUGUAUUCCUUCCCUGCUAGAGUGGAAUUGGAGAGGGAGAAGGGGCCGCUGCCCUGGGGAGGGGUGGUGGUGCGGCAGCCUGUUGCUGCUUGCCUCUUCGUGUGCAGCUGAGGAAGUGGGGGGUGCGCAGAACAGAGGCCGCAGCCAGGGUGGGCGUGCCAUCAUCACUUCUCACUGCAUCCUGCAACAUUACCUCCCGCUGGCUGCAUCCUCUUGAGUCUGCAGCCAACAGCCCAAGAAUUCUCAACACAGCCGGCACCGGACUAGGUGGCUGCACUACAGGAUAUGGCCACUAGAGGGCAGCAGGAAAGCCAUAGGGGUGGCUGGGCUUGCAAAAGGGGUGUGUGUGUGUGUGUUGUGGGGGGUGUAAAAAGGGAGUCAGACCCUGUGGACUCUGGGAUCAUUGUUUUGAGGCACUUCCCCAAGACAAAAACCAAACCAGACAUUUUAUGAUGAUGAUAUUAACGAACAUGUGUAUUGAGUGCUUACCCUAUGCCAGGCACUCUGUUAGCUAAUUAGCUCUCAUAACAGCUUUGUUAUAAUUAUCCCAUUUUGCAGGUGCAAAAACAGAGACCAGGAAAGAUUAAGUAAUCUAGCCAAGGUCUCACUGCUAGUAAGUGGUUGAUCUGGGAGCACUGGGGCUGGUGCCAGAGCUGUGUCAUGUCUACACUCCUGGCAUCGACUGUUUUAAGUCCUUUGGUUCUUACCACCAUGUCUAAGGUUAUACACACUUUGGAGAAACUGAGGCUUAGAGAUAGCUUGUAAAUCACACAGGUCCAUACAGCUGCUGAGUGACACAUCCGUCAGCGUGGUUCAGGGCUCGAGCUCUCAGCUGUGAAUCACAGUUCUAGAGUGUAGAGUUGUUCUCUGCUUCCACUCUGUGCCUAAAACUGAGGUUGAAUGAUAGUGAAUGCUGAGCUUUCUGCUUUGAGUGAGUGUUCAUUAGCUCCCUUGCCUUCUACCAGAAAUGAUCAAUUCUGGGCUCCUGUGUCCAAGGUUUGCUUGGGUUUUGACUAACCAGAGGUGGGAGGAGGCCAUGCCAGGGGCUUCUAGGAGGCUUGGAGGAUCAGAACUUUGAGAAGUCUUUUUGUAGUGGCCAAGGCUACCUUGGGAACAACAGGAUCUGGCCCCAAGGCCUCUGGUUUCCAGGGCAGAUGCCUCUAGCAUACCAAGCAAGCUUGGCCAGUCCUGGGCCUGGCUCUGCCAGGCUGGCAGGAGAGAAGGGAGUAUUUCUAGAAGGUCCUCACUUCCCCUAUCUUCCUGUUCCCAUGCCCUGGCUUUGCCCUCUCAGGGACUGGCAGGGAUGGUCUGUGGCUGGGCCUUCAAACAUGUUCUCCUUCUUGAUAUUGAGGCUGUACCCAGUGAAGCUGAGUCUCACUGUCUUAGGGAUAUGUAACAUUGAGCUGCCCCAGUUACUUCUGAUUUAUUGGCAAAGCAGCAGCUUCUCUUCUUGGCCUAAACUUUCUCUGGGGGGAGGGGCAGAGACUUCCCCGCCAAGAUGGCAAGAUGCUCCUCUUUAAAGAAAACUCUGGGGUGAAUUCUGGUUUUGGAAUGGAAUCCUUGAAUUAAGUGAGACUCUUUAAGGGUUCUAUUUCCAGGCUUGGUGGGGAUCAAAGAGGGUAGAACAUAAGUGGAAACAGGGAAUGAAUCAGGAAAGAGUAUUUGAACAUGGACUUCAUAGCACAUUGCCUGGGCUGGAACCUACCUCUACACCUCAUUAGGGGUGUGAGCUUGGAGACAUUAUUGAACCUUGAGGAGCCUCAGCAUCCUCAUCUGUAAAAUGGGGUUGUGAGAGUGUCAGCCUCAAAGAGUUGGCAGGGGAGUGAGAUGAGCUAAUGCCUACACCUGGGAGGAACACUCUGAAUGUCCAGCAAGUGCUUGCUUGCUCUCAUGUUACUUUACUCAGAGUGCCUAGAACAGUGCCUGGAAACUGGACAUCUCAUGGAUGUCUGUGAAUAACCACAAAGGAAGUGCCUCCAAGUGGAAAGGCACUGCUGCUAGAGAAUGGACUCCUAAAUAACACAGACAAUGCCCGGCACUACUAUUGAUGGCAAUUUCCUCUUUGUUUAAGGGCAUUCCCAUUUGUCUUAUGGCACUUGGGCAAAGCCAGUCUGCAAUUUUUAGGGGACUAAGGUUUAGAGCAGAGAAGCCUUCUCCCUGGGUUCCUGGGCCAGCCCCCGGGAUGGAGGCCAGGUGUUAGGUUAGGGUUGUGGUUUUUCUCUGAUCACAUUUAGAAGUUCCUAAGAAUCUAGACUGUGCCCCUUUCCCUAUUUACUGACAUUUGAUGAUCUGGUACCCAUUCCUACAGAUAAAAAGGGGAAUUUCCUAUUAAAACAGGUCUGAAUUUCUCUGUCUGAAAAAUGGGAGUGAGGACGCUGACCUCUUAGAGGGGGUUAUUGGGAAGAACAUGGUGCUAGAAGUUGGGUGAGGAGCCAGGCAGCGUUGCAAGUUUGGGAAAGGAUGAUCCACUCACCCUGUCUCCAGUGGAGUCACACCAAACAGAAGGUGUGAGAAGGACAUUCAGAAAGCACGAGUUCACUCUAUCAGCCAGGAACCAACAGGUCAACAAGAGCAGACAGUAAAGGGAGAGAACAUGCUUAAGUCUCAGAGUUGUCUGCCUGCCCCCUUCUAGUGCUUGGUUUCCAUCUUGCUCAUGCACAGGUGGGCUGGGGACAGGAAUCAGGUGCAAGUUGAAGGCCAAAUAUGUUUAAGCUAGAGGAACAGAAAGUCAAAUCUCCUUAGAGGGAAAGAACCUGGGCUUUGGGGGAGCUGCCAGAUUGGGGUUAAGCCAGGCCCAUUAUUCCACCUCUGUGCCUCGGCCUUCUCACCUAUGAAAUGAGCUGACACCGCUUCCACCUGAUGUUCUUGUGAGGAGGAAAGGAGCUGGCACAGGUAGAGGGAAGUGCUCAGUAGAUUCUCACUGAGUUAAUGCUGCCAUUGUGGUGUUUUAACUCCAACAUGCCUGCAGCACCAAGGUCAGGAAUGCUCCCUGGUCCACUUUUGCUUUGAGUUUCAGGUAGCUGGUCUCCUGCCUUCCUUGUGGUUGGAAGAAGGAUCCCUCUGCCCAGCUGUCCCCUUGGAGCUGACUUUUCAACCGGAGGCCUGGGUCUGCUGGUCACAGGACUGCAGCUCGACCUGGAGACACUGGCAGCUGUGGACUCCCCAGCUUGGAGAAGCCCCUCUUUGACCUGGAGCCGUGGAGCAGCAGCCCCAUGACGGUGCCCAGCCAUGCAAUGUUCCUGGAAGGCUGUCCUCCUCCUUGCCCUGGCCUCCAUCGCCAUCCAGUACACGGCCAUUCGCACCUUCACUGCCAAGUCCUUCCAUACCUGCCCGGGACUGGCCGAGGUUGGGCUGGCCGAGCGGCUGUGCGAGGAGGGCCCCACCUUUGCCUACAACCUGUCCCGCAAAACCCACAUCCUCAUCCUGGCCACCACACGCAGCGGCUCCUCCUUCGUGGGCCAGCUGUUCAACCAACACCUGGACGUCUUCUACCUGUUUGAGCCCCUUUACCACGUCCAGAACACGCUCAUCCCCCGCUUCACCCAGGGCAAGAGCCCGGCCGACCGGCGGGUCAUGCUGGGUGCCAGCCGCGACCUCCUGCGGAGCCUGUAUGACUGUGACCUCUACUUCCUGGAGAACUAUAUCAAGCCUCCGCCGGUCAACCACACCACGGACAGGGUCUUCCGCCGAGGGGCCAGCAGGGUCCUCUGCUCCCGGCCUGUGUGUGACCCUCCAGGGUCCGCUGACCUGGUCUUGGAAGAGGGAGACUGCGUGCGCAAGUGCGGCCUACUGAACCUGACCGUGGCUGCCGAGGCCUGCCGUGAGCGCAGCCACGUAGCCAUCAAGACAGUGAGGGUGCCCGAGGUUAAUGACUUGCGGGCUCUGGUGGAAGAUCCUCGGUUAAACCUCAAAGUCAUCCAGCUGGUCCGAGACCCUCGGGGCAUUCUGGCUUCACGCAGUGAGACCUUCCGCGACACCUACCGGCUCUGGAGGCUCUGGUAUGGCACCGGGAGAAAACCCUACAACUUGGAUGUGACGCAGCUGACCACAGUGUGUGAGGACUUCUCAAACUCCGUGUCCACCGGCCUCACGCGGCCCCCGUGGCUCAAGGGCAAGUACAUGUUAGUGCGCUAUGAGGACCUGGCCCGGAACCCCAUGAAGAAGACCGAGGAGAUCUACGGGUUCCUGGGCAUCCCCCUGGACAGCCACGUGGCUCGCUGGAUCCAGAACAACACGAGGGGCGACCCCACCCUGGGCAAGCACAAAUACGGCACGGUGAGAAACUCGGCCGCCACUGCCGAGAAGUGGCGCUUCCGCCUCUCCUACGACAUUGUGGCCUUUGCCCAGAAUGCCUGUCAGCAGGUGCUGGCCCAGCUGGGCUACAAGAUGGCCAGCUCGGAGGAGGAGCUGAAGAACCCCUCGGUCAGCCUGGUGGAGGAGCGGGACUUCCGCCCGUUCUCAUGACGCGGGCGCCGUGGGCAGUGUGGGAGGCACUUGGUGUCGGUUUUGAUAAAAUGGACCAUUUUUAAUUGUUGCCUUAUCCCCCCCGCCGUGUCCACCCGUCUCUGUGUCCUCCUGCCCCCUGCCCACCCCACUUCCUUCUGCCUCUUUUUGUCUCUGAAAUUUGCACUACGUCUUGGACGGGAAUCACUGGGGCAGAGGGUGUGGGAAGUGGGGUAUGGGCCCCACCCCACCCCUUUCAGACACAUGGACGUUGGGUCUCCACGUGGACGGUGACAAUGUUUACAAGCACCACACUCACACAUUCACACACACGCACAUGGCCCACGAGGAGAGGCCACACAGCUUCUCCAGAGCUUUGAAUGGAUGAGUGGUCGGGUAUUGUAGUUUCUGCACUGUCUUAUUCCUUACACAAGGUAAGAAGAUCUGAACAAAAGGACCACUUCUCUCUAAUUUAUGAAUGGUGUCCAUCCCUUCUGCAUUCUUGCUUCCUGCCCUGACCACCGUGACCCCCCUUAGAGCAGAGAAACUGCCCCCUCCUGCCCGCCCUUGCCUGUCGGUGAGCAGGUUUUUACUGUGAGGUGAACGUGGACCUUGUUUAUUUUUUCCAAUCUGUGGUGAUGCUGUCUGUCUGUCUGAGUCUUGUGGCUGCCCCCGGACCAGUGAUGACUGAUGAAUCUUACGAAUUUCUGAUUGAUCUUGGGGUCCAUCUGUGAUAUUUCUUUGUGCCAAAAAGAAAAAACAAAAGAGUGGAUCAGUUUGCUAAAUGAACAUUGAAAUGCUUUAUCUGUGUUUUCUGUAAAUAAAAGAGUGCAAUAA
Messenger RNA from Nycticebus coucang (slow loris), 13244 nucleotides. It is a transcript of the gene CHST1, whose product is annotated as carbohydrate sulfotransferase 1. Bases 11193 to 12428 code for a protein of 411 amino acids. The record is from RefSeq and is a predicted model, not a curated record. Gene Ontology annotation, molecular function: keratan sulfotransferase activity; N-acetylglucosamine 6-O-sulfotransferase activity. Gene Ontology annotation, biological process: carbohydrate metabolic process; N-acetylglucosamine metabolic process; keratan sulfate proteoglycan metabolic process. Lineage: Eukaryota; Metazoa; Chordata; Mammalia; Primates; Lorisidae. Gene Ontology annotation, cellular component: Golgi membrane. The transcript has 3 exons.